AUGGGCACUGUAGUUCUUUCUCCUCCUUCUACUCCUGCAGAAUAUUUCAGAAUAGUUUCUCCAACCCUUCAAAUUCCAUCGCCUGGUACUGGUAUCAGUGUCCCUGUUGGAAUUUUGGCCUGUCAACGUGAUCCUUUCUUAAAAAAGAUAGAAACAAUUGUGAUUGCAUGUACUGUAUCUCAGCCGCCAUCAACUCCCGCAGGCAAGAAAACCAAGAAGGCAGUAUCUGCUCCAACUCUUCCCAAUGAACCGAUCUUAGAGGUCAUUCUGCAUGACACAGUAAUCUUUCCGGAAGGAGGCGGUCAACCUACUGAUACUGGUGUUAUCACUACCUCAGAUGGCAAGACGUGGUCUGUUUUGCAAGCCAAGCGAAAUGGAGGGCAUGCUGUGCACUAUGUCAAGGUCGAGGGGGGAGAUUUGGAAUCGGCUUUGUUAGUCUUCACUCCUGGGUCUACGGUCACUGCAGCCUUAGGACAAGAUGAUUAUGAUAGAAGAUAUGAUCAUAUGUCUAUGCAUACCUCUCAGCAUCUUCUUUCUGCUCUCCUAGAAACUCGAUUGAAUCUUCCUACUCUGUCCUGGUCUCUAACAAACGCCCCAUCUCCCUGUUAUAUCGAAGUUCCUCAUGGAAUGACUGUUGAAGAAAUUAGGUUCAUCCAGUCGGAAGCCAAUCGUCUAGUAUUUGAAGGCAGACAAGUCCAUACCGAAGUGGAAGAGCUUGAUCGGGAUAAGAAAGCCGCUCCAGUUGUGAUAGGUGGUAGAUCUGUUGGAAAAGGUUUGCCCUCAGAUUAUACGGGUGGAGUGAAUCGAGUUGUCGUUAUUGAUGGCGUGGACCGAAAUCCAUGCUGUGGAACUCAUCUGCCAACUAUCCAUAACCUUCAGCUCUUCCUCCUUCCGCAUACCGAUACCAUGUCGCGCUCCAACACUACAUCCGCUCGGCUAUAUUUUUUAUCUGGCCCUCGCCUGAUUAACUAUCUGACUUCCGCACACGACCUUCUGACCAGUACCGCCUCUAUCUUAAGCUGUGGUGCACCGUUGGUACCGGAGCGUGUAUCUCAAGUAGUGGAUGAGCGAAAGAAAUCUGAAAAGCACAUCACGGAUUUGGAAUUGGAGUUAGCGAAACGUAUUAGCGCCGAAUUAUCAUCUGAAGCUACAGUUGGAUCUGGAAAUGACGGCUACAUUUUCAGAAAACAUCUUCAUCGCACUGACGAUGGUGGUAAUGUUCUCGGGUUUUUAUCUGCCAUCUCAGUUGCUUUCUCUGAGCAAAUGGCACAUUCUCAGAUUCCCUACUUACUCGUUUUUACCUCAACUCCUUCAGCGCAGAUAACAAGCAGUACUACUGUGGUCAUGGUUGUAGGUUCUGAUGAUAAGGAGGUUAAAACGAUUGGAGAAUAUCUCAAAUCACAAUUGGGGGUGAAAGGCGGGGGAAAGGGACUAAAGUGGAGUGGUAAAUAUACCGGGGUCUGGAAAGAGAAGAAUGAAGGCGAGAGAGUGAACCACAUACUCAACAAUGUUCAAUAG
Molecule: messenger RNA, 1518 nt
Organism: Lentinula edodes (shiitake mushroom)
Lineage: Eukaryota; Fungi; Basidiomycota; Agaricomycetes; Agaricales; Omphalotaceae
Exons: 4
Coding region: 1-1518 (505 amino acids)
Biological process (GO): regulation of translational fidelity
Molecular function (GO): Ser-tRNA(Ala) deacylase activity; nucleotide binding
Source: RefSeq, a predicted model, not a curated record